UCGAACCAGCAGAUUUUUUAUUCUUUCCUGAUCAUCUCGAACCAACAGAUUUUCCAUUUUGAUUUUUAGAUAAUACUGGGCUAAGUUCCGUGAAGCUACGAAUCACCUGAUUUUUCGUUUUCUGUCUGCAGCUAUUGAGAGAGAUUUUUCAAAGGUGUAGGGGCACACUGGCAUUGGCUGAGCCCAAGCUUUAGGCUCACGUGGAAUUUCAACCUCGACGACGCCAACAAAAUGUCUGACCAUGAGCUUGACUAUGAGCUUGAGAUGGAUGAUAUUGAUGAUGAUGAUGAUGAUGUUAUGGAUGAUGCUGCUGAGUUUGAUAUUCCUCAGAAUGCUGAAUUAAACGAUGAUCAAGUGCCUGAAAUUGAAACUAAGAUUGAGUCGAAAAAGAUUGUUGGUAGUAUUAGUAAUAAGAGGGCUGCUUGUUGGAAACAUUUUUACUUUAUUACCCCAGAAAAUCAUCCGAAACCUAGGGCUGCAUGCAAAUGGUGUCGAAAGGAUUAUGCAUGUCAUUCGAAGCUCAAUGGUACAAAAUCACUUACUCAUCAUCUAAAGUUUCAGUGUUUGAAUUAUCCCAUGAGCAAGAAAUUCACGGGUAGUAGGCAAAAACAACUUAGUUUUCAAAAAAAGGAACACAAUGGCGAAACAAGUGCAGACCUUGUGCCUAUGACCUUCAGUGUUGACGCAUGUAAAAGAGCACUAGCGAAAAAGAUAAUAAUUGAUGAAUUGCCAUUUUCAUUUGUUGAGGGUGAAGGAUUCAAACAGUUUAUUGAAGUUGUUCAACCAAUGUGGAAGCCUCCUGGUAGGCUUGUGAUGGCCAAGAACUGCAUGCUUAUUUAUGGGGAGGAGAAAAUGGCAUUGAAACAAAUAGUUAAGCAUCAAAGGUUGUGUCUUACAACGGACACUUGGACUUCAGUCCAAAAUUUGAAUUACAUGUGUCUUACGGGACAUUUUAUUGAUGACAAUUGGAAAUAUCAAAAGAAAAUUCUGAAUUUUUGCGUAGUUCCUAAUCACAAGGGUGAUACUCUUGGUAGGAUGGUUGAACAAUGCUUGUUGGAUUGGGGGAUUGAUAAGUUUUUAACUGUUACGGUUGAUAAUGCAUCAUCGAAUAGUCUUUUGAUUGCUUACUUGGAGAGAAAGACCAAACAUAGGAAGACCACAAUUUUAAAUCACGAGUUCUUGCAUGUGAGAUGUUCAGCACAUAUCUUGAAUCUAAUCGUACGUGAGGGAUUGCAAGAGAUUGAUGACCCAAUUGGAAGGGUGCGAAAUAUUGUAAGAUAUGUGAGGUCUUCCCCUUCUAGAAUGGCAGAGUUUUGGUCUUGUGUUGAAAAGGAGGGCAUUACAUGUAGACUUAAACCUUGUUUGGAUGUGUCUACUCGUUGGAACUAUACAUAUUUUAUGUUGGAGAGGGCUUUAACUUAUCAAAAGGCUUUUGAUCGUUUAUGUGAUGACCCGUCCUUCAAAUUAAAUGUAAGAGAGGAAGAGAUUGAUGAGGCGUUUGAUGAUGUUGAUGGUUUUGAGGGUAUGGGUAGAAUAAUUGAAAUUGAGAAAAGAAAGAAAAAGAGAGGGAGAGGGCGGAAGGAAAAUGUUGGGGCUCCAACUUCAAGUGAUUGGGGAAAAAUCAAGUUGUAUGUAAAGUUUCUUCGAGUGUUUUACCUUGCAACUUUGAAAUUUUCGGGUUCUUUGUAUGUUACUUGCAAUGUUUUUUUUGAUGAAAUGGUGUUGAUUCAACAAGAUAUUGUGAAGUUGUGUGAAACCGAUGAUAGUGAAUUGCGUGAUAUGGCACUUGGUAUGCGUGAGAAGUUUGAUAAGUAUUGGGGAGAUUUUGAUAAGAUUAAUCAAAUGUUGAUGUUUGCGGUUGUUCUUGACCCUCGUUGCAAAAUUGGGUUUUUUGAAUAUUGCUUUCGAAAUACUUUGGGAUAUGAUAAGACGGUGGUUGGUGAGUUGACGGAUAAUAUAACAAAUGGAAUUACCCGUUUAUUUGAAUGGUAUGUGAAGAAUAAUGCAAACUCGAAUGUGCGUAGUCAAGAGGUUGGGGGAUCAUCGGACAAAGGAGAUUUGGAUGGAGUUGAAAUGGAGAUUGGUAGUCAUAAAUCUUUGAAAUCUCAAUUUAAGAUGCACAUGCAAAAGGAAACUAACAUGGCAUGCAAAUCAAAUUGGAAAAGUAUCUUGCGGAAGCAAGUGAGGAUGAUAGUGACAAAUUUGAUGUUUUGCGUUGGUGGAAGUUAAACUCCUCUAAGUAUCCAAUUGUUUCUCAAAUGGCACGAGAUGUGCUAGCUAUCCCUGUGUCCACGGUUGCUUCCGAAUCCGCUUUUAGCACGGGCGGACGUGUGAUUGAUCCUUAUCGAAGUUCUCUCUCUCCGAAGACCGUGGAAGCUCUUAUUUGUACGCAACAAUGGAUAAGGAAACCAACUAAAAUCAAUAUAAAAGAACAACUUGAUGAGUUGGAGCAAUUAGAUUCGGUUGUCUUGGAAUCAAUUGAUAACGAUUAAGGAGUUGGUGGCAACCGUUGCAUGCUGCAAUUGUUUUUUCAUGGUUGAGGGCUAGAUUGUUGGCAACUUGGCGUAUUUUGAAGUAUGGUGGUGCAGUUUUCAAGCUGGGGAUGGUUCUAUAUUCUGCUGGUUCUGCAUUUCGUAGCAUUUUGUGAUAAUAAUGACUGGGAUUUUCAUGGGAUUUUGUUGACAUUAGUGUUUUGAAUUUGGUAGAUUUUAACUUGAACUUGGAAGUAUGGUGGUGUUGUUUUCUGACGGACACUUUAACUGUAUUCUGCUAGAUUGUUGGUAUUUUGUGUUUUUGUGAUGGCUGUUUCUGUUUUUUGAAAUUUGGGAUGGCUGCUUCUGAUGUUGCAAAAACUCAUAUAACAGUGGUGCUAAGGAUCGCAAAGUUAGGAUUCUGGGUGUAAUUUUUUAUUUUUGAUGCAAGUAUGCUACUGCUAUUGUAUUGCGAAAGUUAAGUAGUUGGUUUCAAACUAUAUUCACUCUCCAUUGGGUUAUUUGUUCAAAGGUUGUAAAGAUUCAGUGUUCAGCUCUUGAAUAAAUCGUGAGGCAUAGAGACAGAAGAUGAUUUGGCCUCAUAGCUGUCAUUAGAGCUCCAAAGAUGGCAGCUUGAAAUUGUGCACUGUAUCGUAUUGCGAUUGUGCUUUCACAAGAAUAUUUUGGUGAAUGGAUGUUUUGAGAGUAAUA
Rhododendron vialii is the source of this 3182-nucleotide messenger RNA. Its product is annotated as zinc finger BED domain-containing protein RICESLEEPER 2-like. The record is from RefSeq and is a predicted model, not a curated record. Gene Ontology annotation, molecular function: DNA binding. The coding region runs from base 232 to 2229 and encodes 665 amino acids. NCBI's taxonomy places the organism in Eukaryota, Viridiplantae, Streptophyta, Magnoliopsida, Ericales, Ericaceae. The transcript has 4 exons.